Messenger RNA from Clonostachys solani, 1509 nucleotides. The record is from the annotation of a GenBank genome assembly. NCBI's taxonomy places the organism in Eukaryota, Fungi, Ascomycota, Sordariomycetes, Hypocreales, Bionectriaceae.
AUGCCGGGCGUUCCCAAGACACAGGGGUGCCAAACUUGUAAGCUCCGGAAGAUCAAGUGCGACGAAACAUGGCCAGCGUGCGCCAACUGCAGAAAAUUCAAACUGCUGUGCCCCGGCCCGACGCAGCUGCUCAAGUUCCUGACCUUUGAGGCUCCGGGGAAGAAGAAGUCCCGGACCAUUGCCUCAAAUGAGCACGGCGCCGCAAGUGUCUGGCGCAGCCUGCAGCGCCGUGGAGCUCGCGGUGCUGCCAAUGCUGGCGGUGAGCAAGGCAUGGUAGUGAUUCCCCGACCAAUCUCACCAACGGAGGGAGAUCGCUCUGUAUCGCGCUUGGUCGCGCACCUGGAGACCGGGCUGAAAAAAAUCGGGUGUCUCAACUUGAGUUUUGCCGUACACCUACCGAAGCGGCUGGCAGAGAGUACCUGCCUGCGAGAUUCGGUGGACUUCUUCUGCAGAGCCCUGGUGGACUUCCAGAAUCCAUACCCCCAGGGGGCCGUCCUAGCAUUUCCGCAAUACGGGAAGGCCUUGAAGAGUCUGAGGAUGGCGUUGGUCGGCGGCGAGGCCCUCAAGGCGGAGACACUGGCUGCCGUGGCAAUAAUAGAACGCUCCUCGAGCUUACUUGACCGAUGGGGCAGAACGGGAAAUAUCCAUUUCAAAGCCGCAUUGCAGAUUAUGCGCCAGCGAGGCUCAAUGGGUAGAACGAAUGCCAACGACGAGCUGGAUGUUGCCCUCUGUCGUGACCUUCACCAGCAGGCAAUGUUUGGUUGGACAGUGAAAGAAGCCGAUGAAUCUGAGGAGGUGGUGCCAUGGGAGGAAGCCUUUGCCAGAGUUGCCAAAGCGCAAGAAAAGGCUUCGCUAAUGCAGCCCUUGGCACUUGAGGAUCUAACGGCCCUCUCUGGGUGCUGCACCCAUCUAAAUGCGCGAGUGUCCCAGUUCCAGUCCUGGCUCAAAGAGCCGGACGCCAAGAACAAGUUGAAAUUCACAUAUUGGAAUAAAGACCUCAGUGAGAUGGAGAAGACCAUGACGGGGUUAUCCAAACGGUUGGCUCGAAAUGGUCUCAAACAAGGUCAUAUGGUGGUAUUGCCCAUGGACGAUGACCACGUUCUUGAGACAAGAUACCAAUUCUCGUGGCCUUUAUUAUGCUUGCUGUAUAUGGUCCAGCUGUAUACCCAACUGGUAGCUCUUACCGUCAUGCAAGAGACUCACUCCAUUCUACAUGGCAAGGCAAGCAGUACGUUACACACCAGGCUCCGAGAAGUUGCCUUGGAGGUUUGGAAGUGCGGGCCGUAUCUUCAAUCUCUGGAUCCCAUGACUGGGCCCUUCCCAACAGCACCUAUUUUCGCGACCUACGAAAUUGCCAAUCCGAAGGAGAAAGAAUAUGUGCUUGAUUUGGUUCGGUACUUGGAUAAAUACUGGGGAAACUUGCCACGGACCCGUGAGGAGCAACGGCAAUAUUUAUCGAAGAUGGCUUUGGCUCUGACUGGUCGAGAUCCAGAUACUCCUUAUUUUUAA